AUGGACUCUACUACCGUUCUGUUGAUCCUUAUUUCGACCAUCUGUGUUUGGGCCAAAGACCACGAUGAUUUGUUGAAUACUUGUAUCGACGCCGACUCUCACAAAUACCUUCCAGGACCUGAAUCUGAUCUACAUGGAGAGUGUGUUCCCUACCACGAGAGGGCCUGCUGCACUCAAAAUACGACGACCAGUUUCCACGUGCAAGACGUAUGGGCGGGGUUCACGUGGAACCACUGCUCGGGUCACGUACUUUCUGACACGUGCAAGCAAUGGUUUCUAAAGGAUAAGUGCUUCUAUGAAUGUUCUCCAAAUGUUGGGCCUUGGAUCGUUGAGCAUUCAAUUCGUAUCCGGAACGAGCGGUUUAUGCACGUACCAUUCUGUGCGAGCCAGUGCAGCUCGUGGUGGGCCGCGUGCAGAAACGAUUUCACUUGCUUGGAUAACUGGUCCAAGGGAUUCAACUACUCUACAGGGGUGAACACAUGUCCGACCGGUAAGGUAUGUCGACCGUUUCACACAGUUUGGCCGACAGCCUCAGCAUUUUGCGAACAAGUUUGGGGCCAUUCGUUCAAGGUCGUUCCUGAUAACCAGCCCUGCUUCAAGCUAGACUUUACGGGAAGCAACCCUAACGAUGUGGUAGCAAGUUACUAUUUUCGGCAACACCAGGGUAGUAUAUUUGGAUAG
Messenger RNA from Mya arenaria, 681 nucleotides. RefSeq names its product folate receptor beta-like. Lineage: Eukaryota; Metazoa; Mollusca; Bivalvia; Myida; Myidae. The record is from RefSeq and is a predicted model, not a curated record. Gene Ontology annotation, cellular component: external side of plasma membrane. The coding region runs from base 1 to 681 and encodes 226 amino acids. Gene Ontology annotation, molecular function: signaling receptor activity. The transcript is spliced from 4 exons.